GCUUGUAAUACUUACAUAGGAAGUUGAUCAGGUAACCAUUUCCCAGCACGCCCAGCGUUUUCUGCAUUUUCGCCCUUUAUUUCCCCCCAAGGAAGAAGCCCUGGAUCAUCUGCUCCGUCCGUCGAUCCAAUUCGAUUGGAGUUCUGAGCAAACCGAAUUCGAAACCCUUGCAAGGAAUGACUUUCUUACGUUUCGUUUUGCGGAUUUCCCGUUGAUCGACCUCUAGGGCUUCGGCAGUGCAUUUUCAGAUUUCUUCAAUUCCAUGGCUUCGUGGCUCAAAGCCGCCGAAGAUUUAUUUGAAGUUGUAGACCGGAAAGCAAAGCUUGCUGCAGGUGAGAAGACAGAUGAGCAGUCAAAUCUUCCACUGCCAGCUUCUAAUGGACAAGGAUCCCAAGCAAAGAGGACAAGGUCAAAGGCCAAGGCUAAUAAGAGACGUUUCUCUGAUGAAAAUCCUAAAGGAAUUGAUACCUUAUUUGAGCAAAACGGCUCAGAAGCAUCACAAUUAGCUGUGCUACCUGAUAAAGAUAGGGUAACUUUGUCAGUUGAAAAUGAUGGGAUUAGUGCAAGUAAUUCCAAUGCACAAACAAGUAACAAAGAGCUAGGCAAUGUUGAGAAAAGUGGCUUCAUAUCUGGCAGUCCUUUAUCUGAGUCAAUCUUAAAUGAAGAGGUGAAACAUGAUGCUGUUCAUGAGGAAGCACCAGCUGCUGUAACCAGUGUAGAAACAAUUGCUUUAACUUUCAAUGGUGAGCCUAACAAUGAGGAUUCUUCUGAUAUUUCCAAAGGGAUUUCCUCCUCUCAAGAUGAUGCGAAAGGUGUUGAGGUAGGACAUGAAGGUCCACCAGUUGAUUCUGGUGAAAAAAUCAAGGCUGAAGAUGCAGGUACUCCAACAAAAACUGAAGAAGAAGGAUCUCAACCUGUUACUGUGGGUGCACUGGACAAAGUUGAUAUGAAAAUGAAAGAUGUUGAUCUCAAGGUGGAACCUCAUUCUAGUCAGAAGGAGCAAGUGCAUAGAGCUGUUUCUUCUCCUAGAAAAGUACAAGACCAACUUGAUGAGGCUCAAGGACUACUUAAAACUGCAAUAUCUACUGGUCAGUCGAAAGAGGCAAGGUUAGCUCGGGUUUGUGCUGGACUUUCUUCACGUCUUCAAGAGUACAAAUCUGAAAAUGCACAGUUAGAGGAGCUUCUCGUUGCAGAGAGAGAGCUCAGUAAAUCCUAUGAAGUUCGCAUGAAGCAGCUACAGAAAGAUAUAUCUGCAGCCAAAAGUGAAGUAACCAAAGUGGAGUCAAAUAUGUCUGAAGCUUUGGCUGCAAAGAACUCUGAAAUUGAGGCACUUGUCAGUUCUAUGGAUGCACUUAAAAAGCAGGCUGCUUUAUCAGAAGGAAAUCUGGCAUCACUGCAGGCAAACAUGGAGUCAAUAAUGAGAAAUAGGGAGCUGACUGAAACAAGGAUGAUGCAAGCUCUAAGGGAGGAGUUGGCUUCUGCAGAACGCAGAGCGGAAGAAGAGCGUGCUGCACAUAAUGCAACAAAAAUGGCUGCCAUGGAGAGGGAGGUAGACUUGGAGCACCGAGCUAUGGAGGCAUCCACUGCUCUAGCUAGGAUCCAGAGAACAGCAGAUGAAAGAACAGCGAAGGUGGCAGAACUUGAGCAGAAAGUGGUGCUGCUUGAGGUUGAAUGCACAUCCUUAAAUCAAGAGCUGCAAGAUAUGGAAGACCGUGCUCGUCGUGGACAAAAGAAGUCUUCUGAAGAGCCUCAUCAAAUGAUUCAGAUGCAGGCAUGGCAGGAAGAAGUGGAACGAGCCCGGCAAGGUCAGAGAGAUGCUGAGAGCAAGCUCUCUUCUUUAGAGGCUGAAGUGCAAAAAAUGAGAGUUGAAAUGGCUGCCAUGAAGAGAGAUUCUGAGCAUUAUUCACGUCAAGAGCAUAUGGAGCUGGAGAAACGAUACCGGGAACUAACUGAUCUGUUGUAUUAUAAGCAAACACAAUUGGAAGCCAUGGCUAGUGAAAAAGCUGCUGCAGAAUUUCAGUUAGAGAAAGAGAUGAAACGCCUUCAAGAAGUUCAGGUAGAAGCAGAGAGAAGCAGAUUUUCUCGUCGAGCAUCAUCUUCUUGGGAAGAAGACACCGACAUGAAAGCACUUGAGCCUCUACCCUUGCAUCACCGCCAUAUGGUUGGGGCGAGCAUACAGUUGCAGAAGGCAGCAAAACUUUUAGAUUCUGGAGCUGUCAGGGCCACUAGAUUUUUGUGGCGAUAUCCAACUGCUCGACUCCUACUACUUUUCUAUUUGGUAUUUGUGCAUCUUUUCCUGAUGUAUCUGCUACACCGACUUCAGGAGCAAGCUGAUUCUUUUGCCUCUAGAGAAGUUGCGGAAUCCAUGGGACUUGGCAACCAAGCUUUGCCGUGAUAAGUGACUCUACUUAAGGCCAUUCACAGGAAAUGCUGCCUUGCUGUUUGUGGCCACGACAUUUUUUCGUUCAUCUAGACCCAAUAUUGGGCACCCCAGUCACGAACUGUGAAGGAUGGGAAACUGGGUCUUUCUGUUCAGUACCCGUACGCACCAUCGGUGAAGGUCUGCAUGGCGCCAACUGGCUGGACAAGUAGUCUUUUUGGUGAAUUGAUUACUCGACGAAAAGUAAGGCAGUUUAUACAACGCAGCAAUGGCAGCGUAAAUGCUGGCAUAUUCUCUAUUAAGUGUUGUGUUUUUGUCACAAUAUGCUCCUCAUUUUGAAUGUGGAAAAAGUAUCAGGCAUGAAUCGGGGCACCCUUCUUGUGGGCAAUAACACAGUGAACGUAGUGUUCUGUUCUUUCUGGUUUGUUUUUUCGUUUGUUUGGUCGAAUGGCCAUUAACAACACCGAGAAGUCUUCAUAUAUAUUGGCGUUGCCAAAUUUACUUGUAAAUGUGAUUGGAAUUAGAAUUGAUGAAAUAAAUGUGAAUGUUUUACGACUAA
Diospyros lotus (date-plum) is the source of this 2939-nucleotide messenger RNA. Its product is annotated as golgin candidate 1. Lineage: Eukaryota; Viridiplantae; Streptophyta; Magnoliopsida; Ericales; Ebenaceae. The coding region runs from base 263 to 2395 and encodes 710 amino acids. The record is from RefSeq and is a predicted model, not a curated record. The transcript is spliced from 21 exons. Gene Ontology annotation, cellular component: Golgi cisterna; Golgi membrane. Gene Ontology annotation, biological process: Golgi organization; retrograde transport, vesicle recycling within Golgi.